UUCAGAAUAGAAUCAGGACUAGUAAAAAUUGGAGGAUCGUUAGAUGUUAUUUUGGUGUUAGAUACUUCUGAACGUAUGGCAGGAUAUUUUCGAAAAAUGAAAUCGACCGUAAUCCAGUAUGUUAAGGGCAUCAAACAACAAUUUGAACGCACAAAUAUUGAUAAUGGAAUCGGUAUCGCUGUCUUCGGAAGACAAACAGGCUUAUUCAAGAGGCAACUAAUGACUAUGACUUGAUUUUAGAAUUGUUAGGUAAAUUAAAGCCAGAAGGGGAUGCACACAUCAUUGGAGGACUUCUGAUGGGGUUGGCUGGGGUUGUAUCAUGUGGUGUAGGUUACAUGCAAGAUACAGCUUUACAGCCGCAUAUAAUUGUUUUCACGAAUGGAUCUUCAGACCAAAACAUGCCAUCGGUAGAUUUGGAUGACGAUCUUGUGGUGACAUUUGGAAACUUACCAGUAAAACCUGACGUGAAUGGUGUAAUGAAUAUGAUAGCGUGUACAACUACUAAGAUAUUCUAUGUACCUGUUGGAGGAAAUUAUCAUAACAUUACUUUGGAAAAGGCUGUUAAGACGACGAAUGGAAAAAUUAUACCAGAUGAUGAAAUAAUUCGAUUGACUCUGAUGUCAAAAGUUCUGAAAAUAGCAAUGGACAUAGCAUCAGAAAUAAGAUAUACCAAUAAUCACAGCAGAGAAGUUAUCAGAAGAUUGUUAGCGGACAAACAUAAUUUCAGUGAUAGAUAUGAUGACUGUCUCGAUAUGGUGCCUGAUUUUAUUAACCCUUUAAGGUAUGCAAACAAGCAAGGAAAAUAUAUGGAACUAAAGUGUAAUACACUAAAACUAGGAGAUAGAGUAAGACGUCGUCCUGAUUGCAUUUGUAGUGAUCAAGAUUUAGAUCUUCCAGGGACUGUCAUUGGACAAGAUCGUUGUGACAGUAUAUGGAUAGAAUGGGAUAAUGGGCAACGACUAGGAUAUGUGUUUGAUGAAUGUACAAAUAUAUAUCAGAUAAUAAAAGUGAAUGAAGCCAGAAUACUAGUUAAUGAGAUGAUAGCAGUCGGUUGUAGGGUUGUGAGAGGUCCCGAUUGGAGGUAUGGAUAUUUUGACGGAGGUAAGGGUUCAUUGGGAACUGUACUUGAAGUGAAAGAUAAAAGCAAAGUGGUGGUCAGAUGGGACGGAACAAAUACAGGCGUUUUCAAAAUUGGAUAUGAUGGACUUUUUGAAGUGGUAUUGUUCGAUGAUUUUGUAAAUAAUGAGAACUCAAGACGAUACAUAAAGCCAAGUAAACAUUGCUUUGCAAGACAACAGGAGCAUCACAAUUUGGGCACAAGAAGUGAUGAACCAUUGGACUGUGUAGUUACAUAUUCGGACAUAUUCGGUAAAAAUAGUGAAUUAAAUGAUUAA
Mytilus trossulus (common blue mussel) is the source of this 1394-nucleotide messenger RNA. RefSeq lists its product as uncharacterized. The record is from RefSeq and is a predicted model, not a curated record. Gene Ontology annotation, biological process: protein ubiquitination. Gene Ontology annotation, molecular function: ubiquitin-protein transferase activity; metal ion binding. NCBI's taxonomy places the organism in Eukaryota, Metazoa, Mollusca, Bivalvia, Mytilida, Mytilidae. The transcript is spliced from 13 exons. The coding region runs from base 297 to 1394 and encodes 365 amino acids.